Chanos chanos (milkfish) is the source of this 4629-nucleotide messenger RNA. RefSeq names its product BCL6 corepressor-like 1 (gene bcorl1). The coding region runs from base 1 to 4629 and encodes 1542 amino acids. The record is from RefSeq and is a predicted model, not a curated record. Gene Ontology annotation, cellular component: nucleus. The transcript has 11 exons. Gene Ontology annotation, molecular function: protein binding; transcription corepressor activity. NCBI's taxonomy places the organism in Eukaryota, Metazoa, Chordata, Actinopteri, Gonorynchiformes, Chanidae. Gene Ontology annotation, biological process: negative regulation of transcription by RNA polymerase II.
AUGCAGGUGGAUCCCUCGCCAGUGAGUGUAGGGGAUGGAGGGACAGUGAGUAGAGAGAGCAGUGCCCCUCACCUUGUCUCAGAGAGUAUGGUGGGGAAUCCACCGCAGACACUGCCUCCUGAACUCAGAGGAGAUGUGCUUCAUACUCAACAAAACAAGCUUCGGACGACUGCAGACUGCAAGGCGUCCAAUGUCUGCAUUGAGGCCAACAAGGCCUCCAAUUCCAACCAUUGUCCAGAGGUCCCUCCUUCUCAAACUCAUAACAAUGCACCCAUGUCUACCCCUGCUCUUGUGAACUCAGCGCUGCCUGAGAGGACAGAGGUGCCCAAAACUAAGGCUGAGGCUGCUGGCCCGUACCCUGUUCACCAGUGGCCCAAUGGUAAAAAGGUCAGUCCAGAGAACCCAGUGAACUCCAGUAAUUUGACUACAAACAAGAAAACACAGGUCCCAACGCAGACCCAGUCUGUGAUCAGUCUUCCCCCAGGCUUCCAUUGCUCAACAUUGUUCAAAACAGGUCAGCCUGUUGCUUUCCUUCCCACCACUAACUUUGCUUCACCUCUCUGCAAGAUCACCUUGCCUCCUGGGUUGGGUCAGAUUGCAGCCUUAAGAGAAGCCACAGCUAGUCAGUUCCAGAAAGAGCGGACACAGCAAACCCCGACUUCAACUACAAUGACACCCUCACUAAAAUCAUACCCUUAUCACCUCUCUGCAGGGAGGGGCCCUGCAACUGAGAAAAAGUCAUUAUCGUCAGCUUCGAAAGCUAGGUGUGAUUCCAUGUCCAGUGCUAAGGGGUGUAAAGCUGGAGCAGAGCAUAAGUCCAGUGUGGCCACAGUGGCAACACCAGCCAUUGCUCUCCCAGUACAACAGGCAACUGUGGGAUCAGUCCCACCUCCCCGUUUCACGAUCUCCCCAUCUGCCGCCAUCUGCUGUAACCCAGCACUGGCUAGUAUCAAUCCGCAAGGCAGGCUGUUGAGCCUUGUCGAGAAAGGUUCUUUAUACCGAAGUGCUGAUAAGACCUCACUGGCAUAUCUGAAGCCGAAGACAUCUUCUGUUGAAGAACAUAAUGCAGCAUGCCCUGCUGAGGUAAGGGAUUUGCCCCUCGACCUUUCCUCAAAAUCCAAACGUCAAAAAAUUGUCAAAGAUCUUCAGAGCAGCCCAGCUGUUACUACAGAGCAUCACCCAGUUGAACCACACCCACAGAAUACUGCAAAUUUGAAAAGGGUUCAAGGAGCAAAUUUUGGUUCAGCUACUUCAUAUGCUGUUUUGCCUGAUGCUCAGAAAAAUGGUGCCACUCAGAAACCUUCAAAACUCUCCAACCACCAAGCUUUGGAACCAACUGCAUCCUGGGUCAAAGGUUCACCUCAGGGUUCUUUGAAUAGCCUUCCAGGUACAUACGUAGGAGUGGCCAGUCCCAUACUAGCAUCCACCUUACGAAGUAAAGAUGGAAAAACUGCUGCUUUUGUUGAAGAUAUCCAGACAUUUGCUAAACAGGAGACUAUCUCCAUUAUUGAUCAAGGAGAGCAGCUAGCCUCCAGAGGAAAAAAGGCACCAUUUGUUGUUAAGGGUAACCAGCUCAUAAAAGGUGCCAAGCACUCAAGCAACACUCUCUCAGCUGGAACACAGGGCUUUUCAUCCAAGGAUGCGCUCACUACACCACUGUCAGCCUCUGCCAACUCACAGCCCCUUCGAAAGUCAUUGAGUGGAAAAGCAGGAACACCAUAUUCACCCUCUGGCAUCAAGCCACUCUGGCAACAACCUACUGUUCAAUCCCAGGGCACACCGGUGCAAAGGAGGCCCACCCAACCUCAAGGUCCACAGAAGGUCAAGGCCAACGCAAACUGUGAGGCCUCAGUGUUUAAGAGCCCCCAAAGUAGCCCUAAAAUCGAGGACGAAAAAUGGGAAAAAAAUAAGUCACCACUAUCCAACCUGGAGUCCAUAGUCAAACAGAAAGCACUGGAGACAACUGCACUGACUGGAGAGAGCUGCUGUAAUCCCGUCACUGUAGGAUCCCGAAGGAUUGAAGCUGCAAGUGUGCUUAACAGACCCCAAGACACUGCGUUCCAGCAGAAUCUGGCCUCUGGUUUAGCUUCUGUCAAGGGUACUGAGAAAUGGGAUAUAAAGCCAGGGAGAACAUCUCCAGUGGCUGACAACCCUCAAGUCAUCAACAGACAGGACGCAGCGACCAUUCCUCUGCCCAAAGAGAAAAGCCGAGAGAGACAUACUAAACAGAAGGAAAGUAAGGCAAAUGAGGGCGAUCAGAUCUCCUCAAAACUGGUCAAGCACUGUCAAGAUUCUGUUUGUAGUCUUCAAGAGGACCGGAACAAGAAGGAGAGUAUGCUAGCCCAGGAGUUAGAGGGAGAACAAAUGAAAGAGAAGACAGUGCAGGAGGAGGUAACUCCUCCUGUCAGGCUAGAGGGGAUUGCCUUAUCCAUCCUCCAGGGCCAGAGUGCAAUAGAGGGAGAGAAGACCACAAAUGGAACCAAAGAGGAUUUGCCCUCCAAAGGAAAAACAAAUGUUACUAAACCGAAGAAACCUAGAAAGCUCAGUAAGGAUAAAACAUCUCCAGAAAUACAGAAGAAAAGUACAACAACGAUGAAAAAACAACAGGUCAAGGAAAGUGUCUCAGUCAAGCAGUGGCCUCCACAAAAGAAGAAGAAAGUGUCUUCACCUGUGCUGGAGCAGAAUCAACUGACAGAGACCACAUCCCCUGUCUCUGAGGAGGAGGGAAGGACACGUAAGGGGAAGAGCAGAAUAAACAAUGUGAAACAACCCGUCACUAGCAAAGCAGGUUGUGAGAGUAGCCCACUUAGUGGCCUACAGAGUGAGGAGGACCAUUCUUCAGUCACCAGUCUUGGCUGGCCUUGUAAAGAUCAAGAAACCAAGGAGGGUUCUUCUCCCCGGUUAAGAAGGGGGCGUCACCGAGCUGAUGAAGCUCUACGGAAAAACUGGAGUUUAACUGCUCCCUCAACUCCGCAUGCGGCAUCCGAUCCUCCUUCAGCACCGGCUCCAACUACUGCUGUACCUCCUCGGCGACCACGGGGCAGGCCAAGACUUAACCCCCUGCCAGCUGAGGCUGCAGAUGCAGGAACGGCAAAGUCCAGUCAGGGGGGCGAGGGUGGGGACACCCCUGCCAUGAAGAAGAGGAGGCGCUGCAGGAAUAGAAGGUACCAGAAUGGCGAGUACAUCACAGAGAAGGACAAGGCGGCAGACAUGGAGAAACAGGAGAGAGAUGCUGGUGUAAAACUCCCAAUACGAGAUGACACAAACACAGACGUGAGAACAGGUAUGUACCCACGCCUUAGUGCCACACUGAUGGGUCAAGAGUCAAGUCCAGAUCCUAGUCCCAGGCGGUCCCUUUUUACCCGCUCAGGGUCCACUAGACGUCAGGAAAGCCCGCCUACCCCAGAGUCUAAUGACAAGCCUUCAGGGAAGAGAAAGUUCAAAAGCAAGCACUUGUGUGAUACAGAUGAACACAAGAAGCUCAAGACCAAACGUGGCAGCUUGGGGAAGCGCUCUGCCUCUCUCCCUAUAGAUGAGGACAGUCCUGCGGUGAAGAAACCAGCCGGUCCUUUUGCCACACCUAAGGGUUCGUCGUCCCCUGUGUCCCCGAGGAAAGGAAGCACAGGAAGGGGAGGAACGCCUGACCUGACCCCCAGUCGUCCUGUGCCUCCAGAGGCCCGGCGAUUGAUUGUUAACAAGAACGCUGGAGAGACUUUGUUACAGAGAGCUGCUAGGCUGGGUUACCAGGAUGUGGUUCUCUACUGUCUGGAGAAGGACAUCCGGGAAGUUAAUCGUCGCGACAAUGCAGGUUACACGGCCCUACAUGAGGCAUGUGCUCGUGGCUGGACACACAUUGUGCAGGUCCUGCUGAGACAUGGAGCAGAUGUCAACUGCAGUGCCCAAGAUGGAACACGGCCCAUUCAUGAUGCUGUAGCAGCAGAUAACCUGGCUGUGGUCUGGAUGCUCCUCAACCAUGGUGCUGACCCAACUCUGGCAACAUACUCUGGACAGACAGCAGUUAAACUGGCCCAAAGCCCCAGCAUGAAGACCUUCCUGAAUGAGUAUUUCACAGAUCUGGAAGGGCGCACUGAUCAGGACCCAAGCUUGCAAUGGGAUUUCUACAGUAGCUCUGUGUUUGAAACUGACCAAGACGCCUGUUGGGACUUCCUGCUGUCUCUUCCUGAGGAUGGAGAUGAGGAGGAAUGGAGAGAGCCAGAGAAAGAGAAGGACUCAGAGAUGGAUUGCCUGCUUUUUGAAUUCUCCUCUGAACCCCUCAUACCCUGCUAUCACAUUCAGAUAUCACUAACACAGGGUUUCUGCAACUGGUUCUUGUUGAUGGACGUGUUGAAGCGACUGAAGAUGUCUGCGCGGAUCUUCCGGGCGCGCUACCCUCACUUUGAGGUGGUGAGCAUCUCACAGGCGGAGCUAUGGAAGCAGGUGGCAGUUAGCCAGACAAGCAUCGCGCCAGACGAGCUUCGCCCGGCCGACGAGGAGGAGGAAGAGGAGGAGAUGGUUGAGUUGGUGCGCUGUGUACCAGAGUUACAGGGACUACUGGGCUCCACCAUACAGCUCUUAAGCACUGACGAGGACGAAGGGUCAGAGGUCACCACCAGAGUAUGCAGCCGGUAG